GCCUAAUUUAACAUUUGGACUCGAGCCCAAUUCUAUAUUUCUAUUUCUUUCUACGCUGCACCUCAUAAAAUUUCCAGAAGCUUAUCCUUCGGCACUGCCCCGCCUUCCUAUUCGACGAUUUGUCGUUCUUCCAUAUAUCCACCCAGCAUACAUGUGACUGGUUUCUUCUCAAGGUAUGGACCCCAAAGGCGCAGAGCUGAGAUACUACGAGGAUGAGGACACUCCGGUGAUGAAAACAGUAAAAGGUGCAACCGCUGGUCUGGCUGCUGGAACCAUUUGGGGCACUAUAGUUGCAACAUGGUAUGACGUACCACGUGUGGAGAGAAGUGUUGCACUCCCUGGUUUGGUGCGUACGCUGAAGAUGAUGGGAAAUCAUGGGGUGACAUUUGCUGCUGUAGGUGGAUUAUAUAUAGGUGUCGAGCAGUUGAUGCAGAAUUAUCGUGCGAAGAGAGACUUCAUAAAUGGUGCUGUUGGUGGAUUUGCAGCUGGCGCUUCCGUGUUUGGCUAUAAAGGGAAGAGUAUCGCGACAGCAAUCUCAGCUGGAGCAGCACUUGCAGUGACCUCUGCUGUAAUUGACGUGGGAGGUCAAACCACAAGGGUUGACAAUGGCAAGGAGUAUUACCCUUACACCACCCAGCCCAAACCGGGACAUGCUCAUGCUGCUGCUGCUGAAUGAUUGAGUUUUUCUAUCUAAUUGCUUGCUUCGGGGACAAAAUAGUGGGGAGCGUGCAGUUUUGUUUUCCAAGACUUGCUGAUGUCCGUGUCUUCUACUUUAUCAUCAUUCAUGGCCGGUGGUGUAACACUGUACUACCAUGUUUUCCUGUUUUAUAUUACAAAAAAAUAAUAAAAAAUGUUACUGUAGAUAAUACCCUCCUUCAGCAGAAGAAUAGAGUUGCAUACGAUUGGAGUGGCUACUGGACCAUGAGAACGGGCUGUCUGGUCUUGCCUGUGACAUUGCAAGCAUGGUCAUGGUAGACACUACUACCCAAGUGGGUAGGAGUUUAGGAUCUACCUAACCAGCUAACCUCCUGUUUUUUAAUCUGCUUAAGGAUGCACGUGUGAUAUUAUUGUAAGUUGGUAACAGGAAAGAACAUGCAUUUCUUGUAUGCCUGCAAAUCUGCAGACUGCAGUAGCAAUAAAUGAUACUUUGCCCUAAACUAAUGAUAUUUCUCAACUCCAUCUCUCCAAGAGUAUGUUUGGAGCCACAGAGCGGUUGGGAAGGAAAGAAAAUGCCAAGGAAAGUUAUUUUAUGUUUGGUUCUUCCUCGGAAGUGCUAAGCAAAUGUAAUACUCCGUAUGAUUAAUGCUUUUUAAAAAUUGAGUAAGAAAAAGUGUUUAUUUUUCUUAAUUUCUUUACAUUUUCACAUUCUAUUAUUACCAAAUUUCUACAUUUUACAAUUAGCAGUUUACACACCCUUAAUGGACCAUAA
Messenger RNA from Cuscuta epithymum, 1429 nucleotides. The record is from the annotation of a GenBank genome assembly. Lineage: Eukaryota; Viridiplantae; Streptophyta; Magnoliopsida; Solanales; Convolvulaceae.